This is a messenger RNA of Impatiens glandulifera, 1521 nucleotides long. Its product is annotated as ent-kaurenoic acid oxidase 1-like. The transcript has 7 exons. NCBI's taxonomy places the organism in Eukaryota, Viridiplantae, Streptophyta, Magnoliopsida, Ericales, Balsaminaceae. Bases 49 to 1521 code for a protein of 490 amino acids. The record is from RefSeq and is a predicted model, not a curated record. Gene Ontology annotation, biological process: multicellular organism development; brassinosteroid biosynthetic process; sterol metabolic process. Gene Ontology annotation, cellular component: endoplasmic reticulum. Gene Ontology annotation, molecular function: iron ion binding; heme binding; ent-kaurenoic acid monooxygenase activity.
AUAUCUCUUCUUAGUACUAAGUACUGUUUCUUCUUUUAAUCUCGAAAAAUGGAAGUGAUAAACAUGGUUUUGUUGGGAAUGUUAUUGGGUGGUCUGGUUUGGAACCUUCUUAGAAGAGUAAAUGGUUGGGUUUAUGAGAACCUUAAAUUGGGGGACAAGAGGUUCCUUCUGCCUCCAGGAGAUCUAGGGUUGCCCUUUAUCGGCAAUAUGCUCACCUUCCUUAGAGCCUUCAAGUCCACCGAUCCUGAUUCCUUCGCCAACUCCCUUAUAACCAGAUAUGGACGGACAGGAAUAUACAAGACCUUUAUGUUUGGUAGUCCUAGCAUUUUAGUCACGAUGCCGGAUACAUGCAAGCGAGUAUUAACGGACGAUGAUUGUUUCAUGCCCGGUUGGCCCGAGUCCACGGUGACUUUAAUAGGUGAGAAGUCGUUCAUCGGGAUUAGCCAAGAGGAACACAAACGGUUGAGAAAGCUAACCGCGGCUCCAAUAAAUGGUCAAGAAGCUUUGUCGCUUUACUUGGAAUUUAUUGAUGAAAAAGUGGUGUUGGCAUUAGACAAAUGGUCCAAAAUGGGACAAAUUGAGUUGUUAACUCAACUAAGGAAACUUACAUUUAGGAUAAUCAUGCACAUUUUCUUGAGUACCGAAGGUGAGCAAGUGAUGGAAGAUUUGGAAAAAGAAUACACCUUUUUGAAUUAUGGAGUUAGAGCCAUGGCCAUCAAUAUCCCCGGUUUCGCUUAUCAUAAAGCCCUCAAGGCUAGGAAGAGGAUGGUCGCUAUUUUUCAAUCGGUGGUGAACGAAAGAAGGAAGAGGAUGGGGUCGAUGAAAAAUUCACCGGUAGGAAAGAAAGGCGAUAUGAUGGACGCAUUGUUGGAAGUUGUUGACGAUAAAGGAAAGAGAUUGGGCGAUGAUGAUAUAAUCGACAUUCUAGUCAUGUACCUAAACGCGGGUCAUGAAUCUUCGGGUCACACAGCAAUGUGGGCUGUUUUCUACCUACAUAAACACCCCGAAGUUUUCCAAAAGGCAAAGGCCGAGCAAGAAGCUAUUGUAAGGAACAGGCCACCCGGGCAAAAACGCAUGUCGCUUAAGGAAUAUCGCCAGAUGGAAUACACCUCUCAAGUGAUUGAUGAAACUCUUCGUAUUGUCUCAUUUUCUCUUAUGGUAUUUCGAGAGGCAUUAAGCGAUGUCAAAAUAAAUGGUUAUUUGAUACCGAAGGGAUGGAAAGUUUUGGCUUGGUUCAGAUCGGUUCAUUUUGACUCCGAGAUUUACCCAAAUCCCAAAGAAUUUGAUCCUUCAAGAUGGGAUGGAUUUACCCCAAAGGCGGGAAGCUUUCUUCCUUUUGGAGCUGGAACUAGAUUGUGCCCUGGAAAUGAUCUUGCCAAACUAGAAAUCUCCGUCUUUUUACACCAUUAUCUUCUUGGUUACGAGUUUGAACGAGCAAAUCCAAACUCGAGGUUGAUGUACUUGCCUCAUCCGAGGCCAAUGGAUAACUGCUUGGGAAGAAUGAAGAAAGUUCCCACAUAA